AUGUAUGGCAAGGAGAGCAUUUCGGAGCUGGACACGAUCGCGAACGUGAUAGGUUUGCGGGGCGUUGGGAGCUCGACGUUAAUGACGUUCGUCGAGAUGUGGUACCACAUCUUCCUGUGGGCCCUCUUUUCGUCCAUUUUCGUGCACACGUGUGCCGCGGUCAUUGCAUUCGUGACGCUGCGGAAGCACAAGUUCGGGCGCUUCUUCUCAAUCUUCAUCCUUGUGAUGGGCGUACUGUCGCCGGCAACCGGUGGCGUUGUUAGCAGCACCGUCAUUGCCUUCGUACACCGGGCAUCCAACUUUCAGAUGUCACCGAUCAUGGCGAUGAUCUGGGGCGUCGGGCAGACGAUUGUGUCCGCCUGCUUCGGCUUUACGCGUAUCCUAGCAACCCUGUAAGCGCGGUCCUGCAUCCGUCUCACUGGGCGCAUUGCACCAGGAGAUCCUUCUGAAGACUGUUUUAACGCCUGCUGGCCUGCUCCAUUCAUGUGUGUCCGUGUGUGCGUGUGUAUGUGUGCAUGUGGAAUGAUUGUGAUAAAAGUGCGUACUUUGCGCAUCUCCAGGUGGGGGCAGCGAGAUCAACAAGUUGAAAUGGUAAACGAUACACAUCACAACACAUCACCUGUAGAAGAGGAGAGGAGAGGAGAGGAGAGGAGCAGUUCAAUCACACACUGCGCACGUUAAUCCAGCAAAUCCGUUGCGAACAGGUUUAGCAUGAAUUGGAGGAACAGUUUGAACAUAAAUCUUAGGAAAAAUUCUAAAAAAUACCAAUUGUACUCUACAACACCGCUGACACGGAUCUACACACGCGCACAUACGAAACAUGCACCUGUGCAAACGGAAUAGCGGAAACAAUAGGAAGCGCACGUCACGCUGCCCAUGGAUUUCGGCAAAAGCCACGAAGGAUCGGUGUGAUGAUAAGGGAAGAAUGGGGAGGGGGAAGAGGAGGAGGAAGGAGUGGCGCGGAAAGGGAAGAGUAAUCUAUACAAAAUAGCCACAAUUAAUCUAGUAAUCAACGGAGGCAAACGAAUCGACAAAUAGUGAUGAUCCAAAUAUCUUAAGUAAGCUACGCUAGUUAUAUUAUACAUACCGCAUUCGUUGUACGUUGCGUAAAACUGAUCUACGUUGGCGGUAAAGUAUCACCAGGGCGAUUACGGGGCGCAGUUCAUCGUCGACACAAAUUUGCGCGGGCGCCUCCCCGCAGCGAUGGUGUCGGGAGGGGGGCGGGGGGAUAUACUCCCCACCCAAAGGCACACCAAAGGAUGCACUGGAAGGCGUCGCGGUCGUCGGGACAGAACGGAACCAAUAUACUUUUUCGUGGAAGGCUUGUGGCAUAGAGGCAAGGGAGAAGUUUUGAUUUGUAUAUUUUGUCAGUUCUAUAGUAGGAUUUAGUCCGUUGAAUCGCUUCGAGGGCGAUUGGUAUUUCCGUUCCGUAAAUUCUGGCCCCUUCUUCCCACUCCUCCACCCAAAACAAUUUUCCCAACACACCAAGCCAUUUUUUUUUAUUCCACGUCUCCACCAGGAUGAGAGGAUUAGUGUUUAAGUUUUACGGUGAUCGAUGAUCGAUAGUCAGCAGCUAACCUGGGAGGGAGCAAACGAGCGAAAUAAUGCAAAUAAACUGAAUCAAUUCAACCAACAA
This is a messenger RNA of Anopheles aquasalis, 1636 nucleotides long. Its product is annotated as transmembrane protein 170B. The record is from RefSeq and is a predicted model, not a curated record. Lineage: Eukaryota; Metazoa; Arthropoda; Insecta; Diptera; Culicidae.